AUGAGCAAGCGCAAGCGCAGCGCUUUCCUCCUGUGCGACGAGGAACCGGACGUCCACAUCCUUGUCGCGCGCGCCACGGAACCUAUUUCCGCGCACUUCGAUGUACUGCGGCUUUACAGUGGAUGCGCCCAGGACCUUCCACGAGGCGAAGGAGGAGCCCCCACUAUAUGGAACCUACGCAAUCUACUUCUUGAGGGCGAGUCAGACCCUGUAUCGCCAAGCGUGGUCGAGAGUUGGUUGGACAUGGUAUACUCCCACGUCGACACUAGCCGGCGCAAGAGGACAUUUUUACGCCUGCAAGAAGUCAAGCCGCUGGUGCUCUUUGCGGACGCCGUGUGUACCUGUGAUGCUGCCAUGCGGGAGUUGUGCGACAUGCUCGUCAACCAGACGGCGUUGCAGCUGGAUGUACCGCUAGGCGAGGAAACCCUGCAAAUUAUGCUUCAGGGUCGCAUUUACUACGUCAGAGACCUGGAGGGCCUCACCUCCAUCAGCACUACCGAUGGCUCGCCGAGCGCCAUCGAAGCUCCAAAGGCUGUGUACGCUCUGCACGCCAAGAAUUUUACCACCACCCUCGGUCAGCAGCUAGAGUCAUGGCUGUAUCUGGCGGGCCGACUACAGAUGUUGCCGCUGGUUCAACUCCUCAUCAACUUUAUCAAGACGCAGCUCCUUGCAGGCUGCAGCUCGCCUCUUGCAGCGGCCGUGGGCAACAUCUACAGUCCUCGCGUCCUGCAGUGCAUGCCACGCGAGUUGCUGUAUGCGGGGUUCCUGCGGGACACCCUGUUGUACCGUCCCAACGACCUGCAGCUCAAGACAAUUCCAGACGGUUUAAAAGUAAAACUCGUGACGGCCGAAGCCGCUACGGCGCUCCGGCUGUACAGUCAUAGUGAUGUUCUUCAUGACCUGGCGCCAGGCAAGUCUAUCGAGAAUGCACAUUUACUACACUUGAGCAACCGCUCACGUGUGGCCAAACCGUUGCACAACGCGCCCGUUAACGUGUCGGUUGGUGGGCUCAAUGCGAAACUAUGUGAGAAGAUCGUGCAAGCGGCGUUGGACAAGGCCAUUGCCCAUGAGUAA
Molecule: messenger RNA, 1074 nt
Organism: Volvox carteri f. nagariensis
Lineage: Eukaryota; Viridiplantae; Chlorophyta; Chlorophyceae; Chlamydomonadales; Volvocaceae
Exons: 1
Coding region: 1-1074 (357 amino acids)
Source: RefSeq, a predicted model, not a curated record